Messenger RNA from Salvia splendens (bonfire salvia), 2436 nucleotides. Its product is annotated as exocyst complex component EXO70B1. The transcript has a single exon. Gene Ontology annotation, molecular function: phosphatidylinositol-4,5-bisphosphate binding. Gene Ontology annotation, biological process: exocytosis. The coding region runs from base 209 to 2158 and encodes 649 amino acids. The record is from RefSeq and is a predicted model, not a curated record. Gene Ontology annotation, cellular component: exocyst. Lineage: Eukaryota; Viridiplantae; Streptophyta; Magnoliopsida; Lamiales; Lamiaceae.
UUCUUCCCAUUCAAACCAACGCCCCCACACAGAUCAUUUCCUUAUCCCAAUUUCAAUUUCAAUUUCCCAAUCAAUUUCUCAAUCAAACCUUCUGGGGAUAUGGCAACCUUUCACCUUCCAAUACAUCCCAUUAAAAUGGUGCUCGAUUUUCUCCCAAUUUCUGUGCCCUAAUUUCUCCAUCAAUUUCCCUCUUCACACACUGAAGCACAUGGCUGCGGCAAUCCAAGGCGAGGACAAGGUGCUCGCCACCGCACAGCGCAUCGUGCAGUCUCUCGGCAACACCUCCGACACCGACGAUAUGCUGCUGAUCUUCUCCACCUUCGACAACCGCCUCUCCACUCUCUCCUCCUUCGUCGAGAAUCCUUCUGCCGCCGCCGCCGACGGCGACUCCUCCGCUACCCCUUCGCGAUUCGACGAUGCUGAGCGGAUCAUUUUGAGCCACACCGAUUCCUCCUCGUUCCCCGAUGACUACUUGGAUGCAGUCGAUGAGAUCAUACAAUUGACCAAAGAGUUCAGCCUGGCUUCUUCCGAUGAGGUGCUGGACCGUGCCGAGAACGCGCUGCAGUUCGCGAUGACGCGCUUGGAGGAUGAGUUUCGUCACGUGCUGAUCCGGAACACCGUUCCUCUUGACCCGGACCGCCUGCACCACCACCGCUCGACGCUUUCGUCGUCCGCCGCUGCUAUCGCGAUUGCUGCGACGGAGUUCUUUAAUGGUGAUGCGAGUGAGAGCCUUGAAGAUGUCAGCAGUGGGCGGUACAGCCACCACAGCCAUGGUAGGGGUGUGAGCUUUGGAUGGGACGAUAUGUCAAUUGAAUUGAUUCACCCUGAUGCCGUGAUUGAACUGGGAGAGAUUGCUGAUAGGAUGAUCCGUUCUGGGUAUGAAAAGGAAUGCUGUCAGGUCUAUUGUAGUGUUCGGCGUGAUGUUCUAGAGGAAUGUAUGGCAAUUCUCGGAGUGGAGAAAUUGAGCAUAGAGGAGGUGCAGAAGAUUGAGUGGAAAUCGUUGGAUGAAAAGAUGAAGAAAUGGAUUCAAGCUGUGAAAAUAGUUGUUCGUGGUCUUUUGUCGAGUGAGAAGCAUUUAUGUGACCAGAUUUUUGCUGGGUCUGAUUUGAUUAAGGAAGUCUGCUUUCUAGAGACUGCAAAAGGUUGUGUGAUGCAAUUGUUGAAUUUUGGGGAGGCAGUUGCGAUAGGAAGGAGGUCCGUGGAGAAAUUGUUUAGGAUUCUUGAUAUGUAUGAUGCAUUAGCCCAGGUUCUAUCUGAUUUGCAGGAAUUAUUUAUGGAUGAAGAUGCAGGUGAUAUGGUGUGUAGGGAGGCUCAGGGAGUGUUGGAUGGUCUGGGUGAAGCUGCUAUUGGGACCUUUGUGGAGUUUGAGAAUGCAGUUCAGGGAGAAUCUUCCAGGAAGCCUAUCCAGAAUGGUGAGAUUCAUCCGCUUGCUCGAUAUGUGAUGAACUAUGCAAAGCUGCUUGUGGAUUACAGUAAUACUCUCAACUUAUUAUUGGAGAAUUUGGAGGCCGGGACGGUCGAGUCAGAUAGGGGGAAUAAUACUUCAGAGUUGGAAAGCAUGUCCCCAUUUGCUCGUCGAUUGUCUGCUCUGAUUAUGUCUUUGGAGUCGAAUAUUGAGGAUAAGUCAAAGGUUUAUGAGGAUGUUGCCAUGCAAUACGUAUUUUUGAUGAAUAACAUACUCUACAUUGUGCAAAAGGUGAAAGACUCAGAGCUGAGAAAUCUUUUGGGUGAUAAUUGGGUUAGGAAGCGGCAGGGACUGAUCAGACAGCAUGCCACACAAUACCUCAGAGCAUCAUGGAGCAAGGUCUUAUCUUGUUUGAAGGAUCAAGGGAUUGGUGGGAGCACGAGUAAUGCAUCUAAGGUUGCUUUGAAGGAAAGGUUUAAGAAUUUCAAUGCUUGCUUCGAAGAAAUCUAUAGGGUCCAGACAGCUUGGAAAGUCCCAGAUCCUCAGCUUCGUGAAGAGCUUAGGAUAUCCGUUUCUGAAAAAGUGAUUCCAGCUUAUCGCUCAUUCAUGGGAAGGUUUGGGAGUCAGCUCGAAAGUGGAAGGCAUGCGGGAAAAUACAUCAAAUAUAAUCCCGAGGAUUUGGAGAAUUAUUUAUUGGACUUAUUUGAAGGAACACCUCUUAUCAUUCACCAUAUGAGAAGAAAAAGCACAUAAAACUCAGGACUCUUUAUAGUUAUGGUUACUGGCUUCUUUUUGAUGUAAUGCAACUUUGACUCUCCGUUUGGUGUUGUAAUCUGCUCCACAGGUUGGAAGUAUUGAACACAGGACACUCAUAGGUAUGUUUUCUGGCUUUUUCGAGUUGUAAGGCAACCUUGACUUUCUGCUUGGUGUUGUAAUUUUCUCCAUAGGUUGGAGAAGGUAUACAUUAUACUGUAAUAAUUUGUACAUUCAGCAACCCGUUUCAUUAGCUGUUCAAACUCUUAUUUCUUUUU